UUCCCGACGGACACAUUUCCUCAACGUACGUUUACUUCCUGUUUAGCACCGAGGCACCAACGUGGGUUCAGUAGAAUUCCCAGCUUUGUUAAGAUUAAAAAAUGCAAAUAUCAAGUGUGAAUGAUGUGAAAAUCUAUAAUUUAAGCCAUGGAAAGUCACUGCCAGAGUGGCUGACAGAUCGUAAGAAGAGACAACUGCAAAAGAAAGAUGUUGACAUCCAGCGCAGGAUUGAGCUCAUCCAGGAUUUUGAGAUGCCCACAGUGUGCACGUCCAUAAAGGUAUCCAGAGAUGGGCAGUUCAUCCUGGCAGCAGGGACUUACAAGCCCAGGAUUCGAUGUUAUGACACCUACCAGCUUUCGUUGAAGUUUGAACGCUGCUUGGAUUCUGAUGUUGUGGCCUUUGACAUACUGUCUGACGACUACUCAAAGCUUGUGUUCCUGCACUCUGACCGUUAUGUGGAGUUCCAUUCCCAGCACGGUCACUACUACAAAACACGAAUUCCAAAGUUCGGAAGGGAUUUUUCUUACCAUUACCCCUCGUGUGACCUUUAUUUUGUCGGAUCUAGUUCCGAGAUCUAUCGACUGAAUCUUGAACAAGGCCGCUUUCUGAACUCACUUCAGACAGAUGCUGUGGAGCACAAUGUGUGUGACAUCAACCCUGUCCAUCAUUUGUUUGCCAGUGGAACCUCUGAGGGAAAGGUGGAAUGCUGGGACCCUCGUGUCUGGAAGCGAGUGGGCCUUCUGGACUGUGCCCUGAGCAGCCUCACAGAAGGAAUGGAAGUUCAGAGUUUGCCCUCAAUAAGUGCACUGAAGUUUAGCGGUUCGCUCAUCAUGGCAGUAGGCACCAGCACUGGUCAGGUGCUGUUGUAUGACCUGCGCUCCAGCCAGCCGCUGCUUGUAAAAGACCACUUCUACAACCUGCCCAUCAAGUCUCUCAAUUUCCAUGACCAAAUGGACCUGGUUGUGUCGGCAGACGCUAAAAUAAUAAAAAUCUGGAACAAAGACAGUGGCAAAAUGUUUUCCUCAAUCCAGCCUGAGAGCAACAUUAAUGAUAUUUGCAUGUACCCCCACUCAGGUAUGCUUUUCACCGCCAAUGAAGAUCCAAAGAUGAACACAUUCUACAUUCCGGCUCUUGGCCCAGCACCUCGUUGGUGCUCCUUCCUAGAUAACCUGACAGAGGAGCUGGAGGAGAGCCCUGAGAGCACUGUGUAUGACGACUACAAGUUUGUCACCCGCAAGGACCUGGAAACUUUGGGUCUUUCUCAUCUGGUGGGGUCAUCCCUCCUGAGGGCGUACAUGCAUGGCUAUUUCAUGGACAUCAGGCUCUACCAUAAGGUCAAAAGCAUGGCAAAUCCUUUUGCUUAUGAGGAGUAUCGUAAGGAUAAGAUCCGACAGAAGAUUGAAGAGACGAGGACCCAGAGAGUACUGGUUAAGGCAUUGCCCAAAGUCAACAAGGAGCUGGCUCUGAAGCUGAUGGAAGAGGGUGACGAAGUGGAGUUGGCUUCCAGGAAAAAGAAGGGCAAGGCUCUACCCACCAUUUUGGGCGACAACCGUUUCAAGGUGAUGUUUGAAAACCCAGACUAUCAAGUGGAUGAGCAGAGCGAGGCGUUCCGCCUGCUCAACCCCAUCGUCUCCAAAGUUAGCCAGAAGAGGAAAAAGCAGUUGCGGCUACUAGCUCAAGAUGCUACUUCACAAGAGGAUCAGGAAAAUGAGGAGGAGGGUCGAGCCAGUUCUGAGGAGGAAAGCUCAGAUGAUGAAAAGAGCUGGGUGGAGGAGGUGAGGGAGCAGCGGAGACUGCUCUGGCAAGAGGAGCGAGACCGCCAGUAUCAGCAGAGGAAGGACACUGACCGCAACACAGUCCUGCUGGAGACCAAAUGCAGUGAAGGGCAGAAAAGCUUCAUCACGGCUGAGAACAAGAAGCGGAGCCAGCCUCAGUUCUAUCAGAUUAAAAGCGGGGAGGAGUUUCGCAGUUUUAAUGACGUGUCACGCAAGAAGAAACUUCAGAAGGCAUCCCUGGAGGAGCGUCUGAAGUUAGAGGAACACUCUGGAACCAGCAACGUGGCUGACACCACAGUGGGCAGCAAACAGCUUACUUUUAGACUCAAAAAGUCUGAGCAGCAAAGGAAGCAGCAGCAGGCGGAGCGGGACCACCACGAGGAGAGGAAGAAGCUAAGACGAUCAGCCGGACACCUGAGCAGCGCCCGUGGGAGGGGCUGGGCAGGUGGCAGAAGAAGAGGACGAGGACGAGGAAGAGGACUGCACUGAGGAGAGAAGCCCCAUCUGCAGCUCAAGUCAAAGCGACACCAAUUAGACAGAUGUCCUGAAUAGCUAAAGAUUGUUGUUUUUAAAACACGUGUCAAGUGGUCAAGGCUGAAACUCACAACAGACGGAUGUAUGUAUGCUUUCAUUUAUAUAUAUAUAUAAAUGAAAGCAUACAUACACAUACAGUCCCCUCCAAAUUUGAACAGCAAGGUCAAUUCAUUUGUUUUUGUUGUAUACUGAGGACAUUUACGUUCAGAUAAAACAAAUUAAUAUGAGACAAAAGUUCAGAAUUCCAGCUUUCAUUUCAUGGUAUUUACAUCGAGAUGUGUUAAACAACAACAGAGAAUCCUUUGUUUGAAACCACCCACUUUUCAAGUGAGCAAAAUUAUUGGAAGAUGUGAUUGAUGGGUGUUUUCCAGUUGUUCUGGUGUUGCCUUUUAGAUUGAUUGCUCAAACAUUAGCUAGUGCUUGUUUUUGGCUUUGGGAUUUACCUAUGAAAACUGCAUUUGCUAUUAAGCAAACAUGAGGACCCAAGUGGUCUAUGGGAGAAAAGCAAACCAUUUUGAAGCUGAGAGGAGGGAAACUCAAUCAGAGCUAUUGCACAAACAUUGGGCAUAGCCAAUACAACAAUUUGGAAUGUCCCGAAAAAGAAAGAAACUACUAGUGUACUGAACAACAGACAUCGAACAGGUCGGCCAAGGGUAUCAACAGCAGUUGAUGAAAGAAACAUUGUGAGAGCUGUGAAGAAACACCCAAAGACAAGUCACUGAUGUCACUGCCAACCUGCACAUGGCAAGGAUGAAGGUAUCACAUUCGUAUAUACUGUAUACAUGUAUAGAUACAGCGGCUGAAAUAAGUAUGUAACACGUCACCGUUUUUCUCACUAAAUAUAUUUUCAAAGUUGCUAUUGACAAAUUAUUACCAGAUGUUGGGGACAACCCAACUAAUCCAUACAUUAUAAGAAAGAAGAACAAAUAAGAUCAUAAAUUAAGUUGUAUGUAAUGUGAAAUGACACGGAAAAGGUAUUGAACACAUGAAGAAGGGGAGGUGCAAAAAGGCAUGGAAAGCCAAGACAACACCUAAAAUCUCACUGGGGAACACAAUUUGUUUUGAUCGGUUUGACAGCUGUGUUUAACAAAAAAAACAGCUUUCUGUUUGCAGGUAUUGAUAGUACUGACCUAUUGGGAGCUGCACACACCUUUCACCUCUCAAUUGUGACUGCAAAAACAAAUUCCCAUGUAGCUGUACAUAAGUCCAAUCGUAAUCUGCUAGCUACUUACUACAGAGAAUCAGUGGAAUUUUGCUUAUCUGGAGGGUAAGCUGUGGAGAAAGAACUUGACGUGCUAGAAAAAAACUGACUGCAAUUUUGGAAUCAGCAUGCCAAUUUUAGUUUUAAUCAGCAUAGAAAUCUAACUCGACAGAAUUUUUUUUCAAAUUGUUCCCUGAUCCAGCCCCGUGUCAGUGCAAAUGAAUAUCAGCUGGUUCAGUCCUAAUUGAUAACCUAAAAAAAGGUCUCAUUGCCAAGGUGAGAGCAGAGAGCUGUCUCAAGACCAUCACAAACUAUCCAUCCAUUUUCUGAGCCGCUUAUCCUCACAAGGGUCGCGGGAGUGCUGGAGCCUAUCCCAGCUAUCUUCGGGCAGGCGGCGGGGUACACCCUGAACUGGUUGCCAGCCAAUCGCAGGGCACAUGCAAACAAACAACCAUUCGCACUCACAGUCAUGCCUACGGGCAAUUUAGAGUCUCCAAUUAAUGCAUGUUUUUGGGAUGUGGGAGGAAACCGGAGUACCCGGAGAAAACCCACGCAGGCACGGGGAGAAGAUGCAAACUCCACAGAGGCGGGGCUGGGGAUUGAACCCAGGUCCUCAGAACUGUGAGGCAGACGCUCUAACCAGUCACCCACCGUGCCGCCCAUCACAAACUAAUUGUUGCAAAACAAUGAUGACAUUUGUUACAGGCACAUAUCUAAGCUUCUGAAUGUUCCAGUGUGCAAGGUUGGGGCCAUAAUACGGAAGUGGAAAGCCAAUCAUACUACCAUAAAUUUGCCUCAAUCAGGCGCUCCUAACAAGAUUUCUGACAGAGGAGUGGAAAGAAUAAUCAGGAGAGUUGUCCAAGAGCCAAAGACCACCUGUGGACAGCUUAAAAAAGACCUGCAACUAGCAGGUACUGUUGUCACAAGGAAAACCGUGAGUAAUGCACUCGCCGCCACAGCCUGUAUGCACACUCCACGCAAGACCCCAUUGGUGCGGGGGGGGAAAAAAGCAGGUCAAAGCUUGUUUAAAGUUUGCUGAACAACAUUUGGACAAGCCCAUUAAAUACUUGGAGAAUAUGGUGUGAUAAGAGCUAACUUGAACUCUUUGGACGCUAUAAUGCACACCACGUUUGGAGGAGAAAUGACACUCCACAUAACCUGAAAAACACCGUACCAACAGUGAAGUUCAGAGGUGGGAACAUGAUGGUGUGGGGCUGCUUUUCAGCAAAUGGUACCGGUAAGCUUAACAUUAUUGAAGGAAGGAUGAAUGGUCAAAUGUACCGAGGUAUUCUUUAUAAAAAUCUGCUGCCAUCUAUGAGGAUGAUGAAAAUGAAACGAGGGUGGACAUUUCAUCAGGAUAAUGAUCCAAAACAUACUGCCAAGGAAACUCUCGAUUGGUUUCAAAGGGGAAAAAAAAUAAAGCUGGUAGAAUCCAAUCGAAAAUCUAUGGAAAGAACUGAAAAUCAAGGUCCAUAAAAGAAGCCCACGGAACCUUCAAGAUUUGAAGACUGCUUGUGUGGAGGAAUGAGCCAAAAACACACUAGAGCAAUGCAUGUGACUCGUUUCUCCAUACAGAAGGUGUCAUUGCAAACAAAGGCUUUUGUACAAAGUAUUAAAUAAAUACCAGUUGCCAUGUUCAUUACUUUUCCCCUGUGCCAUUUCACAUGAUUACACAUAACUUAAUUUCUGAUCUUAUUUGUUUUACUUUCUUUGUAUGUAUGGAUUACUUGGGUUGUUCCCAACAUCUGGUGAAACCUUCAUGUCAAUAGCACCUUGGGAAAUAUAUUUAGUGAGAAAAAUGGUGACGUGUUAAAUACUUAUUUCAGCCGCUGUACAUACAUGAGAUGCAAGGACUCGAGCAUAUACUUUUGUAGUUUCAGCUGGGUUAAAAGUUGUAUUUGAGUGCUUGCUUUUAAUAAAUGGAGUUCGUUCUAU
Phyllopteryx taeniolatus (common seadragon) is the source of this 5445-nucleotide messenger RNA. It is a transcript of the gene nol10, whose product is annotated as nucleolar protein 10. Gene Ontology annotation, molecular function: protein binding. The transcript is spliced from 21 exons. The record is from RefSeq and is a predicted model, not a curated record. Bases 102 to 2264 code for a protein of 720 amino acids. Gene Ontology annotation, biological process: maturation of SSU-rRNA from tricistronic rRNA transcript (SSU-rRNA, 5.8S rRNA, LSU-rRNA). NCBI's taxonomy places the organism in Eukaryota, Metazoa, Chordata, Actinopteri, Syngnathiformes, Syngnathidae. Gene Ontology annotation, cellular component: 90S preribosome; nucleolus; small-subunit processome.